AUGUCAGUGGACGUGGGCGUGAAGGAGGGAGCGUGUGCCAGGGACCCGGCUUCAGGAUGGGCCAUUUCCUCCAGAAAUAGGGGUUCCUGCAAUUGGCUUGCAGAGCUAUGCUCCCCCAGCAGACCCUCCCCACACCCUGGCUUCAGGCUGCUGCUUGAAGAAAAUACUUCGCAAGCUUUGACUGAGGAGCCUUUGUUCAAAAGGCCACGCACCACCUGUGACGCCCUGUCCUUGGGAGCAGGCAAUUUCCUCUGCCUGCCCUUCCCCAAGAAGCUGCGGAACAUUGUCAACAGCAAUCAGUUUGCAUCCAUUUGGUGGGAUGACGAUGGGACUUGCGUAGGCAUCGACGAGAAACUGUUCCAGAAGGAGUUUUUGGAGAGGCAUGGCCUGAACAAAGUGUUUGAAACGACUGUAUGAAGUUUCAUCCACCAGCUCGAUGGAAUCCUCUAUGGAUUCAACAAAAUUCUUCAGGAUGUCCUCCCAUCCAUGUGCCUGGCCAGCUUCUUCCCCGGAGACCCCAUGCUGAGCAAAGGGGCUGGAAAUCCCAGCAGCCCCGAUGGUGAUCGGGUGCCCGUGUCCCACUAUGGGCAGUGGCAACGGCAGCAGAGACCAAAAAUGGGGAAGGUGCUCCGGAUGUUACAGUUCUACAUCAGUCCCUUGUUUAAGGGAGCCUGCUCUCACCUCCUCGUGAGGAUGAAGAGGAGAGUGGGCAUUAAAUCUGGGUUAAGGCAGGUGGAGAGCAAGCCCGAAGCCCUGGGAAUUCCCCCAGCACCUGCAGCCACUGAACAACCAGAGGAACUCCCCACCUCUAAUGAGGACAAGCGGGAGCCGGUGAAUAGCCAAGAGCUUGACAGUCCUACUACCCCAGUCAGGAGUGAGUCUGCCCCUCCAGCCGUUCCAAGGAUGGCAGCCAGGCCCAACUUGGAUCUGGAUGCUGCAGGAGGCCGGCCGACCAGCGGCCAGCCUGAGGGCACCCAGGCUGCUGGUAGCUUUGCUGCCAUGCCUCCCAUGCUCCUGGCACCCCCAGACCAGCCCGGGGACAUGUGCCAUCUGCGCCCCUCCCCGUGGCUGGGCUGCUGCCCUCGUGCCAUCGCUGGAUGCCUGUCGUGGCUUCCAGACCUGCCGCCUCCAUGA
This is a messenger RNA of Neofelis nebulosa (Clouded leopard), 1134 nucleotides long. Its product is annotated as heat shock transcription factor, X-linked-like. The record is from RefSeq and is a predicted model, not a curated record. Gene Ontology annotation, biological process: regulation of DNA-templated transcription. NCBI's taxonomy places the organism in Eukaryota, Metazoa, Chordata, Mammalia, Carnivora, Felidae. Gene Ontology annotation, molecular function: sequence-specific DNA binding; DNA-binding transcription factor activity.